GCAGAAAGUCACCAACAAUGUUCUGGUUUCAGGAAAAAGAUUUAAAGGCGACGUCUGACAACACCGGUAUACAUUUAUCUCAGUAAUCCUCAUCUGCUGGGACACUCUUUGACAAACAGCAUCUGCUGAACUUGGACGACAAUGGACGAGUGCUGCUUGUCUCCUGAAGAUCAAGAGAGCCGGAUGAUAUCAAGGGAAAUAGAGAGACAACUUCAGCUUGACAAAAAAAAUCUUAAACGGGAACUGAAGCUUCUGCUUUUAGGAACUGGUGAAAGUGGGAAGAGCACCUUUAUCAAACAGAUGAGGAUUAUCCAUGGUCAAGGGUACACUGAAGCUGACAGGAGAGGUUUCACUCGAGUUCUCUUCCAGAAUAUCAUCACAGCCAUCCAGGCGCUGAUUGAUGCCAUGAGGCAGCUAAAGAUUGACUAUGUUGACGACCAAAAUAUUCCAUAUGCAGACAAACUGAGCCAAGUGGAGGUAAUCGAGGUGACAAUGUUGGAGUCCUGGCAGGUGGAUGCCAUUAAGCGAGUGUGGAAUGACCAUGGUAUACAACAGUGCUAUGACCGUAGGAGGGAGUACCAGUUGUCAGACUCUGCCAAAUAUUAUCUGACUGACAUGGACAGAAUCACAGCCCCAGGAUAUAUUCCUACUGUGCAGGAUAUAUUGAGGGUCCGAAUAGCCACCACAGGCAUCAUAGAGUACAUGUUUGAUAUGUCAAAAGUCAUCUUCAGGAUGGUGGAUGUGGGUGGCCAGCGUUCAGAGAGGAAGAAAUGGAUCCACUGCUUUGAAAAUGUCACUUCUGUCAUAUUCUUGGCAGCCCUCAGUGAAUACGAUCAAGUCCUUUAUGAGAGCCAGAAUGAGAACCGACUACGUGAGAGCCUCGCCCUGUUUGAGACAAUCACCUCGUCCGUUUGGUUUCAAGAAUCCUCCACCAUCCUUUUUCUGAACAAAAAAGACCUGCUGGCAGAGAAAAUCACAAAAUCUAAUCUGUCAACCUACUUUCCAGACUACAGUGGGCCUCAAGGCGAUGCUCAAUCAGCACAAAAGUUCAUAGAGAAGUUGUACAUUCAAUUACACAACAAGCAUCAUAAAGCCCUCUAUACACACUUCACCUGCGCCACAGACACAGAAAACAUCCGGGUCGUCUUCAAAGCUGUCAAAGACACACUUCUUCAAGAUAACCUCGAAAAAUUCAACAUUGUAUGAGAGAAAACCAAGUAAUGAGUUACCUUUAGUAACCUAAAAAAAGCCCAGAUAGAAUGACAUGUUGCAAUGUUUUGAUAUUGAAGUACUGUGAGACUCAGGUUUUUAGACAAUGAAAAAAAGAAAAAUAGCUAACAUGGGGAUGUUUACCCCCACUGUACAGGAUAAUUUUAUUUUAUUGAAACACCAUUGUAUCAAAAUAGUAAAUCAUAAAAUUGGCAUUGUAUUCAUACAGUUCCAACUAGAAAUAUUCAGCCUCCUCACCUCAUUAUCCUGAUGUUGAUAAAAGAUGACCAUAAAUGGCAAAACAAG
This is a messenger RNA of Girardinichthys multiradiatus, 1515 nucleotides long. RefSeq names its product guanine nucleotide-binding protein subunit alpha-11-like. Gene Ontology annotation, molecular function: G protein-coupled receptor binding; guanyl nucleotide binding; GTPase activator activity. The transcript has 7 exons. Gene Ontology annotation, cellular component: heterotrimeric G-protein complex. The record is from RefSeq and is a predicted model, not a curated record. The coding region runs from base 142 to 1206 and encodes 354 amino acids. NCBI's taxonomy places the organism in Eukaryota, Metazoa, Chordata, Actinopteri, Cyprinodontiformes, Goodeidae. Gene Ontology annotation, biological process: action potential; phospholipase C-activating dopamine receptor signaling pathway; adenylate cyclase-modulating G protein-coupled receptor signaling pathway.